Messenger RNA from Plasmodium vivax (malaria parasite P. vivax), 816 nucleotides. RefSeq lists its product as hypothetical. The transcript has 2 exons. The record is from RefSeq and is a predicted model, not a curated record. Bases 1 to 816 code for a protein of 271 amino acids. Lineage: Eukaryota; Apicomplexa; Aconoidasida; Haemosporida; Plasmodiidae.
AUGGCAGCCGCAGAUCCAGGUGAGCAAAAGUAUUUCUUUUUCCGAGAUUUAAGUGUGUAUCAAACUCAUGAAAAGGAAGCUAAGGAAAAGGAAGCUAUUGAACAAGGUGAUGGUGCAGAAGUUGUUUCUCUCUGCAAAAAUGUUAAAGAUGAGGAAAAUAUAUGGAAUGAAAAAAUUCAAAACACUUGUGAACAAUUUAUAAAAUAUUUUAUAUUUUGUUCUAAAAAUGGAAAUACUAUGGGUGUACAAAAAGAGGAUUAUUAUAUCGAAUAUUUUAACUAUUGGCUUAACGAUAAAUUAAGAAGUCAUGUAGAGUUGUCCGAGAAUAGAUCUAAGAUAUACAAGCACUUUGAAAAUUUUUUUAAUGGUGAAGGUGCUUUGAGUAAGUUAAAGAAUAAAAUAAAUAAUAUUCAGGAUAAUUAUUAUAAUAAGAUGAAUUCAAUGUAUAAAUUGUAUGAUAAUUAUAAUAAAAUAAAAAAUGUAGAUGAUAAUGAUAGUAAUAAACAAAAAAAUUGUUUGGAUUAUGCUAAUAACUGCGUUACAGAAUAUUCAAAAUAUAUAUCUGAAUGUUAUAAUAAAAAAGAUGAUAAAUUUUGUGAAGCACUGAAAGAAUUUGAAUAUAUAUAUACAACUAGUAAAUAUAAUUUCAAAGGAUGCAAAACUAUAAAUUUACCACGAUUACCAGAGUUCAAAAACGCUGAGGGUGAGAGAAAUGUAAAAAGCCUAGAUAAAUUUUCGCCAUGUAAUGCAGUUGAACAGAAUUCUGAAGCUCAUAGAACGGAAGGAGAAUAUGAAAAAGUACAUUAUUUUUUUUAA